Vigna radiata var. radiata (mung bean) is the source of this 845-nucleotide messenger RNA. RefSeq lists its product as uncharacterized. The record is from RefSeq and is a predicted model, not a curated record. Bases 178 to 480 code for a protein of 100 amino acids. The transcript is spliced from 2 exons. NCBI's taxonomy places the organism in Eukaryota, Viridiplantae, Streptophyta, Magnoliopsida, Fabales, Fabaceae.
ACCACAAGCACUACCAACAACACCACCAAAUUACCAUUAUAUCAAAACCUUUGCUUCACAAAGAGUCAUUGUCUCUUCAACUCCUUCAUUUUUCCCUCAUUCAACAACACCAAAGCAAGCUUUGAUUUAGGUCUGUUUAUUAUUCCUUCUUCUAGCUGAGAAAGUGAGAAACUUACUAUGUGGCGUCUUCUGAGUGUGGUGACUAGGAAACUGCAAAACACAAAGAAAAGUUCAUCAAGGGUGGCUGAUGAAAACAUGUUUGAGGCUGCUGCAAACGGAGGAAGAAGGGAGCAUGGUUGGAGUGGAAUCUCUCUUAUAUAUGGCAUUCUUCAUGCUCCCAUAUCAAUUCUCUCAUGUGUGUCUCAUCCUGAAGCAAAUGGGUCCGAUGGGGUUUGGGUUUCUUGUGAAUUUGUUCAGAUUUCUGAAAUGAAUCAUCUUAUGGCUUCAUUCACAUCAUGCAAAGAAAGAGAAGACAUUUAAAAGGGUUUGGCUUUCGGUUCUACAUUUUAUUUUUUGUUGUCUUGGUAAUGGCUUCAUGAAUAAAUGUUGAUCUGUAAAAGAAUAAAUGAACUACAUUAGUUCAUUCAAGUAUUCUUAAAUAUAUAUAUAUAUAUGGCCAACAAAACAAUUCUUAAUAUUGGGGAGUUCUCUUAUAAUGAAUCAUGACAAGUUGAGAGUGUAUGAGAAUUGGUCAAAAGUAAUUAAUCUGAAACCAAAGGAAGAAAUUAAAUAAUCAAUUGGGAUAUAAUUAAGAAUGAAGUGGCAUGGGUAGGUGGAAUUCAACUUGCCUCACUUUAUUUAUUGCAAUUAUGUUUAAAGAACAAUUAAAGGACUCACUUUCUCAA